AUGAUGCAACCAGGUUGGAAAGCUUGUGGCCUUUUGGCAGUGGUAGUGAUACUUCUGCAAGGUGCGGCUUUGUUGCGCCCUUCCCCAUGCAUUGGACGGCUGGCCCCAGAACUAGGCAGAUCCAACGAAAGUGCUACCAGCUUUGCAAAGAGCAAGGACGACAGAGUCGACAAACAGGACGACAGAGUCGACUGCUGCUCCAAGAGUAAGCAAAGUUUGUUGGCGGAACGUAUUUGUGUUUCACCGAGCGCAACUCCGAUGAGAAUUCCAUCAGCGACAGAAGCCGAGGAGUUUCUGGCCAAGACCACAUUUCAGAAUCAUAUAAUUUGGGAUUUGGUUCCAGGGAAAGUGCAAUUGAAUGGCAAUACGAAAGUGGCUUUGGAAUUAGGAGAGAGGGCCUUGAGCGCAGCUUUGACAAAUGAGACUGCCAAAGGCAAAGAGGACUUGCAAGCCAUGGACAUUGGGACCGUGAAUGGCUGUGUCGCAUUUGAGCUCGAGCGGCACGGCGUUAAAACGGUCUACGCAGUUGACAUCAUGCCACCAACGCAUUUUGGCUUCCAGCAGCUACACAAGCUGCUCUCUUCACAAGUGACCUUUGUGCGAACUCGAGGUUAUGAACUUGCCAGUCUUUUUGAACACAACUCAUUUGAUCUCAUCGUCAUGUCUGGCGUUCUGUAUCAUCUCCGGCACCCAAUUGUGAUGAUUGAUGUUUUGUGGCUUUUGUUGAAGGUUGGCGCAGUUGCUGCGAUAGAGACGGCAAUCACAGAGACUUUGCAACUGGCACAGCUGCCGCCAGCAAAUUUGAGUAUGGAAAGCUACAACUGGGUGAAGUUUAUUCAGUAUUAUGCACACACAAAUCCAGAGGGGAGAGUCACGUAUGACCGAACAAACAAGUUCUUUCCUUCAAUGGAUGCCUUGGUCGAGUUUUUCAGUGACUCAGGCUUCGAAGUCUUGUGGCAAAAGGAUUUGAUCACCAGAGGGCAUUUGCUGGUGAGAAAGACUUCCACACGAAGAUUCCAAAAGACUGGAUAUUCAAUUUCCGACCAACUUCAGGUUGCCUUGCAGGAUCCUAUUCCAUGCGCGUGA
Molecule: messenger RNA, 1086 nt
Organism: Durusdinium trenchii
Lineage: Eukaryota; Dinophyceae; Suessiales; Symbiodiniaceae
Source: the annotation of a GenBank genome assembly